AUGUUGAGUCAAGUAAGAAUAUUGCUUUUCCUUGCAAUAGUGAUGCUGGUGUGGGUGUUAAAUAUUAGUUGUAGUACUACUCAAGGGGUGGAGUUAUGGAAUAGAUGGUUCCAUAAGCAUAAUAAUGAUGUUAAUACAGAUUCACCAAUUUCCGGAGUUAAAGCGAGCGACGAGUAUCCUUGGAAUGGGUUUAUGAACACGAUUUUCCCCAUUAAUGCUUUAUUAAGGUAUAAUUCAUCCACAGUGCCACCCAUAGUAACCACUGUGGAAAGGUUGGGCAGAUAUGCAUCCUUUAGUAAUAUUGUAUUGAAAAAUCCAGGGAUUAUGGGGGAAUACGUUAUGUUUACUCAUGAUUCGUGUUUUGUCAAUCCUUCAUUAUAUGAUGAAGGUGAAUAUGAAGAUAAGAUAAUUAUGGCCAUGAGAGGUGGGUGUACAUUUGUGAGUAAAGUGAAGGAAUUAAUGAAGUUGAAACCAAAAGCUAUAAUUAUCGGGAAUAAUGAACCUCAUCAGGGCCUUUUAACCAUGUUUUCCAAUACUUUUAAUCAAGAUGGUUCAAUUCGAAUCCCCAUGAUCUUUAUAACUAUGGAAGAUUAUAUGCUUUUCGAACAAGAACCCAAUAGAAGACUUGAGAUCACCACGUCUUCAUUUGGAAGUUUAACAAGCGUGAUUCUUUCAGCUACCAUUUCUCCUCCAUUGCUUGUGAUUUUAAUUUAUUUUUGUAUUAGAGGGGCACAAUAUUUUAAGAAAAUCAACACCAGUCGUCAUAAUUUUAAAAUGGUAAAGAAAUUACCCACUUAUAUCUAUGAAGGUGAUCAUUUGGUUAAUGAUAAAGAUUUUAAAAAGUAUCAGGAUAUAAUUGAACAUGAAAGAAAACUUGAGAAUUUACUGAAAGAUAGUCCGCUUCCACUUGAAGAAAAUCAUCAACCUUUAUCGUCCUCCAGAACGUCGAUAUCAAGUUUAAGUGAAUACAUACCUCCAAUCCCCCUCUCUUCCAUACGCAAAAUACAUUCGUUGAAUGUACUUUUUUGCACCAAAGACUAUUAUGCUACGUCCAAAUGUUCUAUUUGUCUUGAUAAGUUCAUUCCCCAUGAAUCACAACUUCUAGUACUUAAAUGUAAGCAUAUUUACCAUAAGAAUUGUUUAUCAAAUUGGUUAAUAAAUUUCCGACGCAGUUGUCCUCUUUGCAACAACACUAUCACUGCAUCACAAUUACGAUUACGUCCAACGACUGAAGAUGAUGGCUAUCUUUCAUCCACUUCAAAUCUGAUAGAUAUGGGGUCGGUGGCGCCUUUAUUAGAACGUCAAACCACUUCAGAUGGUUCCAGAUGGUAUGUACUUGAUGCUGAUGAUCAACGUGAGCUGGGAGAAUUUAUUGCUGAUGAUGAUAAUUCAGGGAUCUUUUAUACUGAGAUGCUCAAUAUACCUUCUAGAGAUUCAUCAUUGACUGAUCCAUCUACAUCAACAACAACUACAACUACAUCUACAUCAACAAUACCAAACUACAACCAAGACAUGGCUCACUCAGCAACUUCCACAUAUUACUCGACUCAUUCUAAUAGAGGUCCCGUCACAGUUGCAGGUUCAACGUACGAGAAUGAGAGUGUCUUUCUCACACCAAUCUCAAGCCACAGACCCUUCUCACCACCUACUAAGGGAAGCAUAGAAGGUUCGAGAAUGGCCCAUGUGUUGGAGGAAGAUGAAGGAGGAGCAAGUCAAGAAGAAGAAGAAGAAGAAGAAGAAUUUAAGCCCAGUUUAUAG
Lizanozyma spartinae is the source of this 1758-nucleotide messenger RNA. RefSeq lists its product as uncharacterized. Gene Ontology annotation, biological process: ubiquitin-dependent protein catabolic process. NCBI's taxonomy places the organism in Eukaryota, Fungi, Ascomycota, Pichiomycetes, Serinales, Debaryomycetaceae. Gene Ontology annotation, cellular component: cytoplasm. The coding region runs from base 1 to 1758 and encodes 585 amino acids. Gene Ontology annotation, molecular function: ubiquitin protein ligase activity. The record is from RefSeq and is a predicted model, not a curated record. The transcript has a single exon.